Messenger RNA from Erythranthe guttata (spotted monkey flower), 1746 nucleotides. RefSeq names its product UDP-glycosyltransferase 73C4. The record is from RefSeq and is a predicted model, not a curated record. Gene Ontology annotation, molecular function: UDP-glucosyltransferase activity. Lineage: Eukaryota; Viridiplantae; Streptophyta; Magnoliopsida; Lamiales; Phrymaceae.
AUUAAUAUAUAAAAGUAAACACAGAAUCCGGAUUUAGUAAAUCAAAUUCAACGGGAUAAGAAGAAAAAAAAACCCUAUUUAAAAGGUAAAAAAAAACAUCAUAUCACUCCCAGCAAAUUAAAAAUGGCGAUCAAAGGAAAACAGCCUCACUUCAUCCUCUUCCCUCUAAUGGCACAAGGCCACAUGAUUCCGAUCAUGGACAUCGCCACUAUGCUCUCCGAACGCGGCGUCGCCUCCACCAUCCUCACCACCCCCCACAACGCCGCCCGAUUCCACCGCCGGAGCACACAAUCAUCCUCCCUAUCGAACAACAUUCACAUCCUCAACAUCGAAUUUCCAUGCGUCGAAGCAGGUCUCCCCCGCGGCUGCGAGAAUCUCGACAUGCUCCCUUCUUCCGACGACGUCAUGAAAUUCUUCAAAGCCGCCGCCAUGAUGAAGGACCAUAUCGAACACCUGCUCCGCCGCCUCAAACCCUCUCCCACCUGUCUAAUCUCCGACAUGUGGUUCCCCUGGACAACCGACCUUGCCCUAAAACUGCGAAUUCCGAGACUCGUUUUCUACGGGACGAGCUGCUUCUCUCUCCUCUGCAUGCACAUCCUCGGAAUCUCCGACGAUUUUCAUGCAAUGGCUUCCGAUUCCGACUACUUUGUCGUCCCUGGUUUGCCCGACAGAAUUGAAGUCACGAAAGCUCAUUUUAAGGCAACUUUUGACCAGCUAACCCCUGAGUGGACUCGGAUGUGGGACGAGUUGAGAGAGGCCGAGGCGAAUGCAUUCGGAACGGUCUCAAAUUCUUUCGACGAACUGGAGACGCACUACAUUGAAGGUUACAGAAAAGCCAAAGGGAACAAUGUAUGGUGCAUCGGUCCAGUUUCACUAUGCAACAAAGAGGAUUCCGACAAGGCUGUAAGAGGCAACAAGGCCUCGAUUUGCGAGCACGAGUGCAUGAAAUGGCUCGAUUCGCACGAACCGAGUUCCGUUAUAUACGUUUGCCUUGGAAGCAUGUCGAACAUAGCUACCUCACAGUUGAUGGAGCUAGGGUUAGGGUUAGAAGCUUCGAAGAAACCCUUUAUUUGGGUUAUACGAAACGCUUCCGAUGAACUCCAAACAUGGCUAUUGGAGGAGAAGUUUAGAGAGAGAAACAAUGGGAGGGGGCUCUUGAUCCAUGGGUGGUCCCCGCAGGUGUUGAUUCUCUCACACCGUUCGAUCGGAGGGUUUCUGACGCACUGCGGGUGGAAUUCGACUCUGGAGGGGAUAACUGCGGGUGUGCCGAUGAUGACGUGGCCGUUGUCCGCGGAGCAGUUUUUCAACGAGCGGUUGAUAGUGAAUGUGAUCAAGGUUGGAGUGAGGGUGGGGGUUGAAGUGCCGGCGAUGUUUCUAGAGAGAGAGAAUGAUGUGGUGAAGAGUGAGGAGAUUAGGAGGGGUGUUGAGGUGUUGAUGGAUGAGGGAGAAGAAGGGAGAGAGAGGAGAGAGAGAGCGAGAGAGAUGGGGGAGAUGGCGAAAAGGGCGGUGGAGGAAGGCGGAUCUUCUCACCGGAAUAUGGCGGCGCUUAUACAAGAUGUGGUGGUUCAACAGUCAAUGCUAGCAGAUGAUCAAGAAAAUGCCUGAUAUUUAUAUAUCUAUCAUAUAAUAUAUCAUGUUCUUGUGUAAUGUAAUAUGUCAUAAAUAAACUGAAGUAGUAUGAGUGUUCCUCCAAAAAUAAAUAUAUCUUUCUAACAAACCCUAUCGUGAAACAAUAAAAGAAGCUAU